CCGAACCGUAUCAGCUCAUCUGUAUCUCUCGCGUCGAUCAUGGAAGCCGCCGUCCGCUUCCUCCACUUCCCUUCCACCGUCGCCGGCGUUGCCGCUCCCCCUCGCCUGAAACCUCGAUCCCUCCCGUCCCUCCGUCGUCACAUAAAUCAGGAGUUUCCUUCCUCCUCCGUCUCCGUCUUCCGUCCAUUCCCCUUCCACCUCUCUCUCAGGCCUUACCACAAACACCUUGCGCCCUCUCCCAAAGCCCUCUCCCUCCCUCUUCCUCUUCCCCCACUCGAUGUCGACCGAAUCACACCGCUCGCCGUCUGUAAGUGGUCCGCCGUGCUCGCCCUCGCUCUCGUCGUGACCAAGAAGACCGUCGCUCUCCUCCUCGACCCUUUCUUCUGGACCUAUUUCAGCUGGUCCUGGAUCUUCUGGCCCUGGAUCUCCGCCGUAGCCCUCGGCUUCUACGGCCUUCACUGCGCCCGGCUUCACUCUCUCGGCCUUGCCUCGCCCUUUCAGCAGAUCGUCGUCGUUACCGCCGCCGUUGCCUGGCUCACCGUCGUGCCCCCGGCUCACUUCAAUGGCUUCCUCGAGGGCUGGCCCAUUUUGCUCUUCUUUGUCUAUCAAUAUUUCUUCUUCUUCGAGUCGUCCGUUCGCCGGCGCCUCUAUGGAGACCUCUACCCUCGCCCUCACGACUCCAAGUGGGACGUCCGCCUCCCCCGCCCCUUCCAGGUUGGCUUCUCCAUCCUCGUCUUGGUUGGACACUGGCUUGCUGCGUAUGAGGGGCCGGAGUUGCACUUAAUCCCUGGUGGGUGGGCCAAUGCUGGGAUCUGGGUUCUCAUCCUGAUGACUUUAUUCAUGCGCUACCAUUCUGUUCUUUAUCUGGCCAAGUACUCGGAGAAGGUGGCGGUGCCAAUGGAGGUGGUGCAGUUCGGCCCUUACAGGUGGGUUAGGCAUCCCAUAUACGCUUCUACAAUGCUUCUGUUCGCGGUGCAUUGCAUUACUUUGAGGGCACCGCUCAGUUUGCUGUUCCUUUGUGCCGUUUGUGCGGUUUACUAUGGGCGGAAGGCGGAUUUGGAGGAAGAGCUUAUGUUGGAGUCCUUUGGGGAGAGGUAUGAAAACUACAUGAACAAGGUCAGAUAUAGGCUAAUUCCAUUUGUGUACUGAGUUCUUAUGAUCUUUGGUCGGUCUGCUACAAAGUUGAUAUUUUGCCAUUUUUUUGGUGAAUUUUGGUGUGUAGUAGAUGAAAGAGAGAAUGCUUGACUCUUCGGUUGAUCACCAUGUACUACAAAAAAACAGAACCUUUGUCCUUCCUUUGUACUUGGGAACAUGGAAUGACCUUCAAAAAGCUAUUGAAUUUAUCAGUUCUUGUCUUUAGUUUUGGAGGGUUUGUAAUUUAUAAACACAAAUAUAUCUGAGCUUUGGCAAUUUAGCCAUUUUUUUGUUCC
Molecule: messenger RNA, 1430 nt
Organism: Zingiber officinale
Lineage: Eukaryota; Viridiplantae; Streptophyta; Magnoliopsida; Zingiberales; Zingiberaceae
Exons: 1
Coding region: 40-1149 (369 amino acids)
Source: RefSeq, a predicted model, not a curated record